This is a messenger RNA of Nelumbo nucifera (sacred lotus), 1069 nucleotides long. Its product is annotated as putative calcium-binding protein CML16. Gene Ontology annotation, molecular function: calcium ion binding. The record is from RefSeq and is a predicted model, not a curated record. Gene Ontology annotation, cellular component: myosin II complex. Lineage: Eukaryota; Viridiplantae; Streptophyta; Magnoliopsida; Proteales; Nelumbonaceae.
GCGCUUUGCUUCCCAAAUUUCAAUCAUUCAUUUACCAAUCUCAUGAUUCUCAUCUCCUCUCCUCUCCCAAUCCCAAAACACAAACACCACCACCACCCCACGUCUAUAACAAACCAACCUCCCAUCCUUACCAGCUGCCCUCAACAAUCCCAACACUGCUAGAUUCCUGAUCUCGCUUCCCUUUCUUUCGUUCAUUCGUUCUUUCUUCGCCAUCUUCCUCCUCUCCUCCUCCUCAUGGCUCAGAUUCAUAUUGAAUCUGAACAGCUUAAACAACUCAAAGACAUCUUUGCGCGCUUCGACAUGGACAGGGACGGCAGCCUCACCCAUCUAGAGCUCGCGGCUCUCCUUCGGUCUCUCGGCCUGAAGCCAACAGGUGAUCAGAUUCACGUCCUGCUCAGGAACAUGGAUCGCAACGGUAACGGGUCGAUCGAAUUCGACGAAUUGGUCAAUGCAAUCUUGCCCGACAUGAACGAGGAUAUAUUCGUCAACCAGGAGCAACUUCUGCAGGUUUUCCGGUCUUUCGAUAGCGACGGCAACGGAUACAUAACCGCGGCAGAGCUCGCCAAAGCGAUGUCCAAGAUGGGUCAGCCCCUUACAUACCGAGAGCUCACCGAUAUGAUACGAGAGGCGGAUAGCAACGGAGAUGGGGUCAUUAGUUUUAACGAGUUCGCCACCAUUAUGGCCAGGUCCGCCGCUGACUUCCUCGGCCUCACCGUCAAAUAGCCGGAGGCCGGAGAACGGAGAUGGUUGUUACAAUGGUGUUACCAUGCCAUCAUGCCCAUGGUCAACCAUGCUACCAUCACCAUCAUCAUCGCCAUCUCUCCCCCUCCACACGUCUUGGGCGGUUUUAAUUUGACUUGACUGCAUUUGACCCGGUCUUCUAUUCAUUGGAGAAAGAGUGUUUUGGUUAUAAAGCGAAGGGAAGCAUCUUAACUCCAUUCUCUAGUUGGGGAACAAAACUUUAUCAAAACCCAAAUUGUAUUUUCAUUAAAGGGAUUUGGUUAGAUGUUGGGCUUCAAUUGAUUAUAUUUGAACUGUCAAAUAAAAAGAUAUGGCUGUUGUUUUAUUA